Molecule: messenger RNA, 915 nt
Organism: Acanthocheilonema viteae
Lineage: Eukaryota; Metazoa; Nematoda; Chromadorea; Rhabditida; Onchocercidae
Source: the annotation of a GenBank genome assembly
AUGGCUCAACAUUCACAAAAUUUCCUACCAAAAAUGGAAUUGAAACUUUCACCGGCGACAUCUCAACAAUCUUCAAGUGAGCCGAUUUCCAAUGCACUCGGACCCUUGCAAUUUAAAAGCGAAGAUGAAGAUGAGAAAAGUAUUGUUUGUCGACGCCGGAAUGGUAAACGACAGGAGAAACCACCGUAUUCCUACAUUGCCCUUAUUGCUAUGGCAAUACAUGCAAAACCGGACCGGAAAGCGACACUGACUGAGAUUUACACUUUCCUUCAGAGUAACUUCGACUUCUUCAGAGGAGAAUAUAAUGGUUGGAAGAAUUCCAUCAGACAUAAUCUAUCACUCAAUGAAUGUUUCAUUAAAUUACCAAAAAGUUCUGGUGGUCGAAGUGGCAAAGGGCAUCAAUGGACUAUUGACCAAAACUGCGAAUUCCUCUUUGAAGAGGGUUCAUAUCGAAGACGACCACGAGGUUACAAAGCUCGUGUACGAAAUUGUGACUUUACUAAUGAACAGUUGGAACCGAUGUUUGUUGAGGCUAAUACAGUGCCUAUUAAUAGCAAUGUUGUUACCGUUGAUGGGACACAUUUUGUUACACAACAACAAAAUUAUCUACCUCAAUAUACGGCAAAUUCAUUCUGGCCUCAUUAUGAAUAUGCAAAUCAAUGGCCAAAUAGCUACGGAUUACCUUCCUCAGCAAUGAAUAGCUAUCCUAUAUAUGAUAGUGUACAAGCAAUUACACAACAACAACAAACUGAUUAUGCGGAAGGUUGUCCGGUGAUUAUGAUACCAAAUGAUUUAUCAAGUGAUCCAGAUGUAUUUGUUAAUGAACAACAGCAUGUUGAUUUGCCACAAUUCGGCACUUCUUCACACCUAUAUAACCAAUAUGCAAAUUUAUCAGCACCUGAUCGAAACUCAUAA